AUGGCGGGUGAAGAUCUCCCAGAGUAGUGAGGUAACAGGCCAGCUGCCGGUAUUGUGUGUGGAGCAGCGGGAAACGCUGACGAGCGGCGGAGCUUAUAGGGAGCAGCUCAGCCCCGAGUCAGGGCGCGAACAGUGCACCGCUCACCCCGCCAAAAAAUAAUAAUAAUAAUAAAAAAUGGGCGACCACUUCUCCCUCUCUGACUGCGAUGUCAUAGGCUUUGACCUGGACCACACGCUAUGCCGAUACCGGCUGCAGGAAUCCAGCAAGUUAAUUUACAACAGUUUUGCUCAGUACCUAGUGGAUGAGAAGGGUUACAAGGAAGACUUGCUAUCCGUUACAUCUGAAGAGUGGGAUUUCUGCUUCAAAGGCUUGAUGCUGGAUUUGGAAGAAGGAAACUUUCUUAAACUUGCUGCAGAUGGAACUAUUCUCAGGGCGUGUCAUGGUACCAAGACAAUGACUGCUGAAAUGAUUGAAGAGGUGUAUGGUGAAAAAAGGGAGUGGAAACAUUUUAAAGCAAUUAAUGGAACAUAUGCACGAUCAGCUAAAUACUACUUCUAUGACAACUAUUUUGAUUUACCUGGAGCUCUCCUGUGCGCUAAAAUAGUUGAUUCUUUAGAGAUGACUGAUGGGCAAAAGAAGUAUGAUUUCUGGAAAGAUAUUAUUUCUGCAAUAGAGCACAACUACAAAACUACUGCUUUUAAAGAAAAUUGUGGAACAUAUUUUCCAACUGUGAAGAAGGACCCAGGCAAAUAUUUAAAGACAUGUCCUGAGUCUUUGAAAAACUGGUUAAGGAGUCUGAAAAAUGCUGGAAAAACUGUUUUGUUAAUCACUAGCUCACACAGCGACUACUGCCGACUCCUGUGUGAACACAUUUUAGGGAAGGAUUUUGAGGAGCUUUUUGACAUUAUAAUUACUAACGCCUUAAAGCCAGGAUUUUUCUCUCUUACUCCUCAACAAAGACCAUUCUGGACUCUUGACAAUGAUGUGGAAACUGACAUGCUUCCUGCAUUGGAGAAGGCUGGCUGGUACUCUCAGGGUAACUGGGUGCAUUUAUUGGAAUUGUUGAAGAAAAUGACUGAAAAACCUGAGCCAAAGGUGGUGUAUUUUGGUGACAGCAUGCGGUCAGAUAUUUUCUCAGCCCGUUACUAUAGCAACUGGGAGACUGUCCUCAUUCUUGAGGAGCUAGAAGGCGGUGAAGUCCAAGAGCCAGACGUAACGGAUUUUGGAUCCUCCUUAAAAAAGAAAGGAAAGUAUGACAGCCUUACAGGACAAGAAAAUUACUCUGUAUCGAAGAAAUGGGGCUCGUACUUUGCAGACUGCAUUGCUGGAGCUAAGAGCUCACAGGAUACACCGUAUGUGACUUGGUGCUGUUCCAGUAUUAGGAAUUACAGCACAAUAACCAUCCCCAGCAUCCUGGCAAUUGUAGAUUUGCCCCUGGAUUAUAAAUUUACCAGGUUUUCAGGCAGUAAUACAGACAUUGAUGGCUACUACCCCCAGGCUCCCGCAAUCCUCAUAUCUCAGAGCACAGAGGGUACUGCAGCAUAAAUGGCACUCCCAGUAAUACAUGACUGUUGUAAUGGCUGUAACUGUUCUAAACUUUCAUGUAAAUCUACAACUCUGGUUGAAUAUGCCUUUAAGGACAAGUGUUUCUUUAUUAAAUGACUCCAAGUAUUAGUUGAUUAUAAGUAGGAUGAACCAAAAGUUUUGUAAGAUCAUUUUGUAUUAAUUCUGGAGCAAAUUUGUGACCUACUGUUUGUAAAAAUGAAAGUUUGAAGUUGAAAUACAAAGUUUUCAUCCUGUUACGUUGGUCCUGCAGACAGAAAUUAAAGGUGUUUGAAAAUCAUUUUGUCCAUCAAGUUAUGUAUCAGACUUUAUACAAUACAACAAAAAAUGUCCUUUUACUUUUUAAAAUUCAUUUGUCAUAAUUAUUAACAUACUGCUUGUUUUUGCCUCCCAAAUACAAAAAAAACCAUAAUUUCACAAAUACUACCAUUUUCAGUUUUAUCAUAAGAAAACCUAAGGCUUGGUUCACACUGCUUGGGUUCUCCAUUAAAGAUUAAUGUUGCUACUGAAAUAUACAGCCUAUGGAAUUCCAUUAUCCACAUGUAUGCCAAAAAAGUGUCCUUUGGAAUUGGCCCUGAGGACGCAGAUACAAUUGAGAGUAGGACAUGCAGGGGUCCAAACAGCUGGCUACUGCAGUCUGCUUUCAGUCCGCGGUCCACCAGUUGAGUACCCCUGAUGUAUACUGUGGGUAUACAUUUAUUUUUAGAAUGAAAGCCAAUGACGGGUAGUUGCAUAUGUUUACUGCCUAGGUUUUGUAAUGUCAAAGGUGUCCUGCAAAUGUCUGCCCCAAGUUCAGCAUGAAUGCAGCCUUACAUGUUAAGCACAUGACACUAUUGAUCCAUAGUCCCUAUAGCUCUAGUGUUAGGCUAGUUUCAGACUAGCGCUAGAGAUCCGGCAGUUGUUUUCUUCCUACCGAUUCUCAGCCUGAUCUUUGCCAGUCCCCAUUAUAGUUAAUGGGGCUAGAAAGAAACUUACAAGCUUCCGUCAAUGCUGGAACAGCCUGCCGGAUCUCUAGCGCUACUCUGAAACUAGCCUUAGCCUCUUUUACACAUGACAACAAUUGGGACGAUUAUCAGACACAAACAUUCAUAUGAACACUUAUUCACGAUAAUUGUCCUGUGUAAAUGUGCUGCCAAUCAACUGACUGAUGAGCAUACUCUCUGUCAUCGAGUGAUUGCAUCUUUCAUGUCACACUUAAAAUCAUCACUUGCCUGCAGUACACCGUCUUGUUUCAUCAAGAAAGUGCUGCUGGCGAGCAAUGAAUCUGUAUGGGGGUGAAUGAUUGCAGUGGUGAUCAUACAGAAUGGAUAAUUGCUGCAUGUACUGCUCUACUGCACCUUAACGAUCAGGCAAUUAUCAGGAACAAAAUUUGUUCCUGAUCAGUGCCCUGUGCAUCAGCCUGUGUAAAGGGGCCCUUACUACUCACUAACCAUUAGAAUGGCAGUUGUAAACUCAGCUGUAUCUGGACUAGUAAUGGUGAGGGAAAUACAGUACUGGUUUCAAUCAUGAGUGAAAAUUCUGUAUACUUUCUAUUGAUGUAACCAAUAUCUGCUUGUACCAGGUGGACAGUCUAUAAACCCGAACAACAUUCUUUUUGAACAUAUCAUUUGUUGUGCAUGAUGACUGAAAUAAAACUGCAACAAAUAUAAUAAUGUGUGAACAAGUUAUUCUUUUUAUAUUCUGAGUAGAGGAGAUCCAAAAUUAUGACCUUGAGAAUGUGGCCACAAGGCGAACUAUGUUUUUUUUUGUGGACAUGGACACCCCACACUUGUCUUCUUUUCAUUUCUGUUUUCUUUCCUGUUUGGUCCUAAUUUUUUGCAGUACUGUAGCAUUUCUCCAAUAAAUGAGUUGAAAUUG
Bufo gargarizans (Asiatic toad) is the source of this 3421-nucleotide messenger RNA. It is a transcript of the gene NT5DC1, whose product is annotated as 5'-nucleotidase domain containing 1. Gene Ontology annotation, molecular function: 5'-nucleotidase activity. The record is from RefSeq and is a predicted model, not a curated record. The transcript is spliced from 12 exons. The coding region runs from base 176 to 1546 and encodes 456 amino acids. NCBI's taxonomy places the organism in Eukaryota, Metazoa, Chordata, Amphibia, Anura, Bufonidae.